AAAUGAUUAUCAAAAUGGUGAUUCGCAGUUUCAUAUUGCAUUGGACAAUUUACUAGAUGGUCUAACCCAUAUUAAAAGUAAUGCUAUGACCCAUGUUCAGGUUGAACCUACUAAAUGUCAUAAUUCUAAAAGUUGUGGUAGCAAUGGACAAAAGUUACAUACUAAAGCAAAACAA
Racocetra persica is the source of this 175-nucleotide messenger RNA. NCBI's taxonomy places the organism in Eukaryota, Fungi, Glomeromycota, Glomeromycetes, Diversisporales, Gigasporaceae. The record is from the annotation of a GenBank genome assembly.